UCACAAAUCAGAAUGGCCUUCUAAAUCACAUUUUGAGACGAUCUCGAUCAAGUGAUCGUGUUCGUCGUGUUGUCGUACCGCGCCGCUCGCUGGGUGGUUUUGCACUGACCCAGUACUGACCUGUAAAAUCCAGGAUUUUUCAUCUCCUAUAUAGCUACGACUGUCUGCCGCCGCUUUCCCCUCAGAUUUCUCGACCACUGUGCCGAUGCAUCAUCCCCGUCAGCCCGCCGCUCACAAGCUCGACAAGCACUUCUCAUUCCCUCCUCCAAUUCAGAUGCGACACAAAGGUCGUAACGCUUGCUCUGCAUGCAAGAAAGCACACAUCAAAUGUGUUUAUGAUGAGGGGCAACAGUCUUGUCACCGCUGUUCAACUAGAGCUCUCAGGUGUAGUCGGUCAGGUACACAUCAGCCGGCGGAUGCGGAAGCUUCUGCAUCCCCGGCAUCCCGACCUUCCGAAAACGCCUCGAUGCACCAGACGCAACUUGGAGCUGGUACUGAUGUUCAACCUGUAUCGCAAGAUGUGCAGGCCGGCCAACCGCGCGGCAUUACCGAAUACGGUGACGUCCAGCGCCGCUUCCAUCAGGAUGCUCGCGUUGUCGCGGACGACCAAUUAGGAUGGUACUUGCCCUUCGACCAUCUGAAUGAUCUGACGCCUCAAACUUCCCCGGUUGCCAAUCCUCAAGACAUGCUAUUGUAUGAGACUGUUCCUCAGUAUGACCCCUCGCAUCCCUCAGGCUACUACGUAACUCCCAUCCCGUGGGGUGUGAACCCUCCAGACGACGGCCAAUACCAAGUCGGAUAUGCUGAGCAAUGGGCCUCUCAAACUGACCCCUCAUCUCUCCCAGAAGCGUCAGUUCUUUGAUUUAGGCAAUGUUCGUGGCUUUUGACACCAUCAUACAGGUGAUAGUGUUCGGCGCUGACGCUCCCCUCGCCACUGCAGGACAGUACUUUGCCUAAUUCAGCGAACUCAGAGGGGACCACGCUUAUCCCACGCAUUUCCCAUCCACUUGAUUUUCAUGUAGCUCCGCAGGACCUGUGCUUUGAAUUACUAUAGCGCCCUGGGACAUGGCGGACAUUUUUUUCGCCUCUCUGAAUUUUAUUUCUUCUGGACUCUCGACUGUAGUUCGUUGAUACGUAGCGUACAUACAAUGUUUUCUUUUAAUCAAUGUUCCUGCG
Molecule: messenger RNA, 1176 nt
Organism: Pisolithus orientalis
Lineage: Eukaryota; Fungi; Basidiomycota; Agaricomycetes; Boletales; Pisolithaceae
Exons: 4
Coding region: 206-862 (218 amino acids)
Biological process (GO): regulation of DNA-templated transcription
Molecular function (GO): zinc ion binding; DNA-binding transcription factor activity, RNA polymerase II-specific
Source: RefSeq, a predicted model, not a curated record